GUCUGCGUUUUAAUUUCUUCCUCCUCCAACUCCCGCUCAUCCGCCUUUAACCGGAGAAAUAUGGGUUCAACCGGCGAGACCCAGAUGACGCCCACCCAAGUUUCAGACGAGGAAGCCAACCUCUUUGCCAUGCAACUGACCAGCGCCUCCGUCCUCCCCAUGGUCCUCAAAUCCGCAAUUGAGCUCGACCUCCUCGAAAUCAUGGCCAAAGCCGGCCCCGGAGCUUUCCUCUCCCCUAACGAAAUCGCUUCCCAUCUCCCCACCCUAAACCCCGAUGCACCCGUUAUGCUGGACCGGAUCCUCCGCCUUCUGGCUAGCUACAACGUCCUCACCUGCAGCGCGCACAAUCUCCCCGACGGUAAGGUGGAGAGGCUGUACGCUCUGGCUCCCGUUUGCAAAUACCUGGCCAAGAAUGAGGAUGGAGUCUCUAUUUCCGCUCUGAGCCUCAUGAAUCAAGAUAAGGUCCUCAUGGAAAGCUGGUACCACUUGAAAGAUGCAGUGCUUGAAGGUGGAAUUCCAUUUAACAAGGCUUAUGGAAUGACUGCAUUUGAGUAUCACGGGACAGAUCCUAGAUUUAACAAAGUUUUCAACAAGGGGAUGUCUGAUCACUCUACCAUUACCAUGAAGAAAAUUCUUGAACUCUACAAAGGUUUUGAGGGUCUUAAAACUCUGGUCGAUGUUGGUGGUGGGACUGGUGCCACACUUAACAUGAUCAUCUCGAAGUAUCCCACAAUUAAGGGAAUUAACUUUGAUUUGCCUCAUGUAAUUGACGAUGCUCCUGCUUAUCCUGGCGUUGAGCAUGUUGGUGGUGACAUGUUUGUUAGUGUUCCGAAAGGAGAUGCCAUUUUCAUGAAGUGGAUAUGUCAUGACUGGAGCGAUGAACACUGCUUGAAAUUCUUGAAGAACUGUCAUGAAGCUUUACCAGAUCACGGAAAGGUUAUUGUCGCUGAAUGCAAUCUUCCUGAUGUCCCAGAUCUCACCCUUGCCACCAAGUUAGUUGUCCACAUUGACUGUAUCAUGUUGGCUCAUAACCCUGGGGGAAAAGAGAGAACUGCAAAGGAAUUUGAGACCCUUGCCAAGGGUGCUGGUUUUGAAGGUUUCCAAGUAAAGUGCUGUGCUUUCGGCACCUAUAUCAUGGAGUUUCUGAAAAAGGCUUGAGUAAAAUUAAUUCGGCUAUAUCAUCAUCAUACAAGCAUACUUCUUUCUUUUGCCUGCUGAGGUGUAUCGUCUCUAAGGUGGAUUAGUCUUCUUGUAUAAGUAGUUCUUGCUCUUCAAAAAUAACUGAAACAAAUACAGAUUAUAUAUAUGUAUGCUGCUUGUGUCAAAUAAACAUUGUAAUGUGUUUGAUUUGUAAUGUGUUUGAUUUCAUGUAAAUGAAAUUUUCAGUGGCUUGAAGCUUCAAAAACUUUAUGAAAUGAUUUUCUAAUUUUGUAUAUGAAAUCUCCCUAAAUUAACAUUUCCUUUUAAU
Rubroshorea leprosula is the source of this 1468-nucleotide messenger RNA. The record is from the annotation of a GenBank genome assembly. NCBI's taxonomy places the organism in Eukaryota, Viridiplantae, Streptophyta, Magnoliopsida, Malvales, Dipterocarpaceae.